GAUCGAUAGCCCGGCCUCGGUGGGUCUGUUGUGUUGAGGGGCCGUCCCAGCCAGCUCCCACAUGCCUGGACAGCAUGUCCACCCACAUCUGUGCACACAUUCUCCUGGGAAACAGGCGGACUGGCCUCUGCAUUCUUUUUCCGGUCUCUGGGCUGGAGUCCUUGGCUGGGCUGCAGAGCAGAUCGUGGGCAGAGGAAAGGGCCUGGACAGCAAGUCCCAGAGAGAGGAUCCUAUCUGGAACCCUGACACCAUCUCUUGUCACAGAGCUGGGAGGCCGACACAGGCUUCUCUCUCCUGCAGGCAGCCGAGGUGGCCCUCCCCCGGGCGGUGGUGCCCCCUGGCACCUUCGAAAUGUCCUCAGCGACUCAGUGGAGAGUUCUGAUGAUGAAUUCUUUGAUGCUAGAGAGGAGAUGGCUGAAGGGAAGAACGCCAUCCUCAUCGGGAUGAGCCAGUGGAAUUCAAAUGACCUGGUGGAACAGAUGGAGACCAUGGGGAAACUGGAGGAACAUCAAGGAGAAGGGAGCACGCCGUGCACAGCCAGCACCCUCCAGGAGAAGCAGCGAGAACUGUACCGGGUUUCCUUGAGAAGACAGAGGUUCCCAGCCCAGGGAAGCAUCGAGAUCCAUGAAGACAGUGAGGAAGGCUGCCCGCAGCGCUCCUGCAAGACACACGUCCUCCUGCUGGUGCUGCACGGGGGGAACAUCCUGGACACGGGCUCGGGGGACCCAUCCUGCAAGGUGGCCGACAUCCACACCUUCAGCUCCGUGCUGGAGAAGGUCACGCGUGCCCACUUCCCCGCAGCCCUGGGCCACAUCCUCAUCAAGUUCGUCUCCUGUCCUGCCAUCUGCUCUGAGGCUUUCUCACUUGUCUCCAACCUGAACCCCUACAGCCACGACGAGGGCUGUCUCAGCACCAGCCAGGACCACGUCCCUCUGGCUGCCCUGCCCCUGCUGGCCAUCUCCUCCCCGCAAUACCAGGAUGCUGUUGCCACCGUCAUUGAGCGAGCCAACCAGGUCUAUGCAGAGUUCCUCAAAUCCCCUGAUGGGAUUGGCUUCAGUGGGCAGGUGUGUCUCAUCGGGGACUGUGUAGGGGGCCUCCUGGCCUUCGACGCCAUCUGCUACAGCGCAGGGCCCACGGGUGACAGUCCUGGCAGCUGCAGCCGGAAGGGGAGCAUCAGCAGCACCCAGGACACCCCAGGUGUGAUGGAGGAAGACUGCAGUCUGGCCGGCAGCAAGCGUCUCAGCAAAAGCAGCAUCGACGUCUCCAGCGUGUUGGAGGAUGACGAGCCCAGGAGGCCAUUGCCACGGAAACAGAGCGACUCCUCCACCUAUGACUGCGAGGCCAUCACCCAGCAUCACACCUUCCUAUCAAGCAUCCACUCCAGCGUCCUGAAGGAUGAGGCCGAGCCCCCUGCAGCCGGAGGGCCCCAGCUCCCUGAGGUCAGCCUGGGCCGCUUGGAUUUUGACGUGUCCGACUUCUUCCUCUUUGGCUCGCCCCUGGGCCUGGUCCUGGCCAUGCGGAGGACGGUGCUGCCGGGGCUGGAUGGUUUCCAGGUACGUCCUGCCUGCAGCCAGCUCUACAGCUUCUUCCACUGUGCAGACCCCUCGGCCUCCCGGCUUGAGCCACUGCUGGAGCCCAAGUUCCACCUGGUGCCACCCGUCAGUGUGCCCCGUUACCAGAGGUUCCCACUGGGCGACGGACAGUCCCUCCUCCUUGCUGACGCCCUGCACACACACGGCUCCCUCUUCCUGGAGGGCAGCUCCCGGGGCAGCCCACCGCUCCUGGAUGUCCCCGCCUCGCCCCCUCCGGCCCCAAGAUCCCAGCGCCCUGGGCGGAGGAUGAGCCAGGGCAGCUCCCACAGCGAGAGCUCGGAGUCCUCGGACAGCCUGGCCCCCGUGGGCGCCUCCCGCAUCACAGCUAAGUGGUGGGGCACCAAGCGCAUCGACUAUGCCCUGUACUGCCCCGACGUCCUGACGGCCUUCCCCACCGUGGCCCUGCCCCACCUCUUCCACGCCAGCUACUGGGAGUCCACAGAUGUGGUGGCCUUCAUCCUGAGACAGGUGAUGCGCUAUGAGAGCGUGAACAUCAAGGAGAGCGCUGGCUUGGACCCCGCGGCACUGAGCCCCGCCAACCCCCGUGAGAAGUGGCUUCGUAAGAGGACCCAGGUCAAGCUGCGGAACGUCACUGCCAACCACAGGGCCAACGAUGUGAUUGCUGCGGAAGACGGCCCCCAGGUCCUGGUGGGACGCUUCAUGUAUGGGCCCCUUGACAUGGUGGCUCUGACUGGAGAGAAGGUGGACAUCCUGGUGAUGGCAGAGCCGUCCUCUGGGCGCUGGGUUCACCUGGACACGGAGAUCACCAACAGCAGUGGCCGAAUCACGUACAGUGUGCCGCGGCCCCGGCGCCUGGGGGUCGGCGUCUACCCCGUGAAGAUGGUCGUCAGGGGCGACCAGACCUGCGCGAUGAGCUACCUCACAGUGCUGCCCCGGGGCAUGGAGUGCGUGGUGUUUAGCAUCGACGGCUCCUUUGCGGCCAGCGUCUCCAUCAUGGGAAGUGACCCCAAGGUCCGGCCAGGGGCAGUGGACGUUGUCCGGCACUGGCAGGACCUGGGCUACAUGAUCCUCUACAUCACGGGGCGGCCGGACAUGCAGAAGCAGCGGGUGGUGUCGUGGCUGUCCCAGCACAACUUCCCACAGGGCAUGAUCUUCUUCUCGGACGGGCUGGUGCAUGACCCGCUGCGGCAGAAGGCCAUCUUCCUGCGCAACCUCAUGCAGGAGUGCUUCAUCAAAAUCAGCACAGCCUAUGGCUCCACCAAGGACAUCUCCGUCUACAGUGUGCUGGGCCUGCCACCCUCCCAGAUCUUCAUUGUGGGCCGGCCCACCAAGAAGUACCAAACCCAGUGCCAGGUGGGUGGUGGUGGGGCUGGGGGUUGGAAGGGUGAGGGAGUGGGACCAGCAGAUGGGGAGAGGGGAGAAGGUUUAUUUCCUUGUUUGUUCAUUCAGUCAUUUAUUUGUUCUUUCCUUCAUUUGCUCACUCAUUCAAUCAACAAACACUACUGGGCACCUGCUUUGGACCAGGCACUGAGUUGAGUGCAGGGGAGCUCCUUGGUGGACUUGUAUGUCCUGUCAUCCAGUCUAGUGGGGGAGAUGGAAUCUUUAGCAACCAGGGACAAUGCAGUGUGGCAAGAGCCUUAAUGACAGGGAAUGAAUGAUAAGACCCUACAGAGGAGCAGCUAAGCCGGACUCAGGGACAAGGUUGGUUUUUGGAAGUUUGAAGGAAUUACCCAGGAAGGGCCUGAGGCUGGAGGAGCAUUUGUGACAGAUGCUGCAGCAAAAGCACAGGUCAGGAGGUGGCAGAGCACGUGGAUAUUCUGGGGGCUGCAUGUGGCUCAGCUUGGCUGAGUGUGAUGUGGGAGAGCAGGGCGGGGAGGGGGUGGCUGGAGCAGUCCAUUGUGGAUGGACUGUAUGUCUUGCCCAGUUGGGACUCUGUCUCUGGAGUGAGUUUGUGAUUCAAGGAGAUCCCUCAGGCUGCAGAUGGAAGGCGCAUCAGAGGAAGAGGAGGGAAGCAGUGGCAGGGCAGAGAAGGCCAAGUGUCCGAGAGCCAUUUCUAAGGCAGGAUGGAUUGGAUUUGGUAACAGACCCAUCAGACAAGCAUGUGGAAUGAGAGAGGGAAAGUCAAGGGUGGGGCCCAGUUUCCAGCCCGGGCAACCAGGUAGGUGGUGCCAUUAUUGGGAUAAAGAAGGAGGUGACUGAAAGGAACGUGAUGAUCUCCUCUUGGGCCAUGUAGAGUGGGAGGGCCUGAGAAUGACAAGCAGGUGGUGGGUCAGAGAUGGUGGGACCUCAGAGUGGGAACUGUGAGAGCAGGGCUUCUCAAACUCCCGUCUGCACACACAUCACCCAGGGAUCUUAUUUAAAUGCAGAUUCGGAUUCCCUAGGCCUGGGAUGGGGCCCAAGAGUGCCUGUCAAGGGUCUGGGUUUUGCUGAUGCUGCUGGUCCAUGGUGCACACUUUGAGUAGCAAGGUUUUGAGGCCCCAGUAGGAGGGACUGGCAGGAAGGGCAGUAUGGGGGCCAGAAAAUAAUGAUGUUCCACGGGGUAGCAGCUGGAGGCGGCGGAGAGACUUAGCUUUGGGGGAUUUUAGUGAAAGUGACCAGGAUGGGAGCGUCACCUCAUCAGGAAGCCAGAGGACUCUGGUGUGACCCGCAGGGACAGAUAGAAGCACUCAGUUUUCCAAAGCGGCUGGGGAGCCUGGAGCGGUCCAUGAGCGCCGUUUCCGGAGAAGCGGGGUGGUCCAGGGAAAGAGCGAUGCUGGGGUGUGGGGUGGGGGCAGGAGCAGGGCCCGCCCAGCCCCGGGCCUGACGCCA
Messenger RNA from Vicugna pacos (alpaca), 4361 nucleotides. Lineage: Eukaryota; Metazoa; Chordata; Mammalia; Artiodactyla; Camelidae. The record is from RefSeq and is a predicted model, not a curated record.